This is a messenger RNA of Kwoniella shivajii, 1617 nucleotides long. RefSeq lists its product as uncharacterized. Gene Ontology annotation, cellular component: GPI-anchor transamidase complex; membrane. The record is from RefSeq and is a predicted model, not a curated record. The coding region runs from base 1 to 1617 and encodes 538 amino acids. Gene Ontology annotation, biological process: attachment of GPI anchor to protein. The transcript has 7 exons. NCBI's taxonomy places the organism in Eukaryota, Fungi, Basidiomycota, Tremellomycetes, Tremellales, Cryptococcaceae.
AUGUUACGACGACUGAGGCGACGUCCUACUGGACCGCCUCCAGACGCUAAAAGUGUCAAUUACACCCCGGAACAUGUCAGCGUAUCGAAAACGAUAGCUAGGCGGAGGAAGGUCAUUGAUGCACUUUGGACAAGGAUCCCUCUCAUCCGCGUGAUACUGGGCACCAUCGGUCUGUUAUGGCUACUUGCUCUACCGUAUGAAGGAUUGUGGAAGGGUACUUAUGUAGAUGAACAUGCAUUACAACCUGCUCAAGUGACGAUGUAUUUCGAUUGGGCAAACGUACAUAAAGCAGAUCAAUAUUUAGAUCAAUUAGAACGCAUAGUGAAUGGGACUUUCGAAGAGCGGACAGCAUUUCUACAAGAUACGUUAUCGGCCUCGGGACUUUCAACAUCGAAUACUUCAUCAUCUACAUAUGCGCACAUCUUACCACCAAGAUCAAAAGGCACAGAAAGUAUAUUGGUCUCCGCAAAUUGGAUAUCAAGGGAUGGUGGACCGAAUCUAAGGGGUAUAGCGACUUUGUUGGCGCUUGGAGAUUUCCUAAGAGGUCAAAAUCAUUGGGCUUUCGACUUCAUCUUGGUAAUCGGAGAAGGAUACAUGCAUGGGCUCGAAGGGUUCAUGAGGGAAUACCAUAAUCUGUUUGGUGGAGUCAUUUGGACUGGGUUGAAUAUUGACUAUCCAGGACAUUCAUUCUCACAUCUGGGACUAUUCUACGAGGGAGUCAAUGGUCGGUUGCCCAAUCAAGAUAUUAUCAAUACCGUUUCUCAAGUCUCACAAUACGCAGGAGGCGUUCCACCCCGAUAUCAUAACAUCCCUGAUGAUAUUCCAGAUUCUGCUUCCGAAUGGGUUGGAAAAUAUCUUCUUGGUGCCAAGCAUCUCCUUCAUCACUUCGCUUUUAUGGUGACUGGUCGGGCCAGUGCUGCCCAUGGUGUACUUGCAAGACAUCGCAUAGACUCGCUCACACUCUAUGCUACACCUGCGACUGGACCUCAUGGAUUCCACACACUCGGUCGAACACUUGAAUCGACUCUCCGGUCAAUGAAUAACCUUUUAGAAAGAUUACACGCUUCGUACUUCUUCUAUCUCCUUCCAAGACCAUGGCAAUUCAUUCCUGUGGGGCAUUACCUUCCAGCAGCUGUCCUACUAGGUGCAAGUUUGACUAUAGGUGGAUUUGAUUGCCCUUUACCAUUAGAAGGCUUGAGGUAUAUCAUUCCUGCAUUCAUCGCUUCGGGUAUAGCUUGGGCAUUCGAUAUACAUCCAAUCUACCUUAUAUCCAUACCCUUAGCCGUUUUAAGCCGACCUAGAGGACCUGCGAAAAAAUCUGCCAGAUCAUUAAUGAGAUUACUAUAUGGAGCUUUGAUACCUACUUUGGCAAUGGUAAAUUUCCCUCAAGCAAUCAUUCUAGCUAUAAUAUCAUUGUUAUAUCUCUGUUUACCCGAAAUCCCCUGUGUGCCCAUCCUGGCAUUAGCACCUGGAGUCUUAACCAGAUUUCUCAUCAGGCAUGCGGGUAUUGAUUUACAGAAAGAGUGGAUGGAAGUUGGAAAUUUGACUUGGCCCGGUAUUUAUGCGAUAUGGUUACCGCUAUGGAUGAAUGCCGUCAUCCUCCUACAGGAGAACUGA